Messenger RNA from Cimex lectularius (bed bug), 2175 nucleotides. RefSeq names its product gamma-tubulin complex component 3 homolog. Gene Ontology annotation, cellular component: equatorial microtubule organizing center; centrosome; spindle pole. The transcript is spliced from 12 exons. The record is from RefSeq and is a predicted model, not a curated record. Gene Ontology annotation, biological process: cytoplasmic microtubule organization; meiotic cell cycle; microtubule nucleation. Lineage: Eukaryota; Metazoa; Arthropoda; Insecta; Hemiptera; Cimicidae. Gene Ontology annotation, molecular function: microtubule minus-end binding; gamma-tubulin binding. The coding region runs from base 221 to 2137 and encodes 638 amino acids.
UCUAAAAACAUGUGAUACGAAUUUCCAAUGUUUCUAUUCUAAAUGUAAAAUUGAUGGCUUAAAAAUUGAGUUUUAAUUAAUUUGAUUGCUAAAACAAAAAACCACUAUACUACGUGUACAGGCCAUAAGUUUGCAAUUAACAUCUAUUAUCAAAAUUAUCAAAUUGUAUUUAAAAGUGGAGGCUGAACAUUAGAAAGUUUGUUCAAUUUAUAUACGAAAAAUGGAAGAUAUGAGGAAGAAUAUUCUAAGUUUCAAACCAGGAAGAUCAGUUUUUCAAUCACCGAGCCGGAACAGAAAUGAUGCUCUACAAGAGUUGCUACUUACAAUGCAAAGCUCUGAGGCGACUGAUAUGAACAUGCUGAAAGAUUUACAAUGCUCAGUCGAAUAUCAGAGAAAAGAACACAACCAGUUUAGCAAACAGUUGGCCGAACUUGGCAAUCUUCAUGAAGGGAUUAAAUUGAAGAUGGCAAAACUUCAAAAAUGCCUCGUAGUUCAGGCUGUGGAAUCGGUCAUCUACGAAAAGCUCAAUGCAUUUCAUAUGGCAAUCGCCGAAGUGAAUAAUUGGCAAGAAGAUAUCAGGUGUCAUACUUCUGUAAGACGGAUUCUCCCUUGGGCCAGGGACUCGAUGAUGCGGUUACAUUUUCUUUCUAAAUUCUUGGACGAUGCACGGAAUGAAAAAGGUGGCGCUAUUCUCAAUCCAAUCCUUGUCUAUCUUCCUCAUGGUAACAAUAAAAUCCACGAGUUGUUCCUCGAACUAUUCAACAAGGCUGCAAUCCCAAUGAUACAAAUGAUAUGGCACUGGGUGGUCAGGGGAGCCUUAAAUGACCCUUACGACGAGUUUUUUGUUCAGUACAAUUCAGACUGCACUAUGGACGAAUGGCAUGAACAAUUUGUUUUAAGAAAAGACUUCCUUCCUAGUGUAAUCAAUAGCUCACUUGGAAAACUAAUAACAGCUACAGGGAAAGUUAUGAACUUCUUAAACAAAUACUACCCCGAAAAAUGCUCUGAAAUAAUCGAGAAAAGAAAGAACUUAUACGACUUUCAAGAGUUCAGUUUUCCCCUCUUGGUGAAUAAAGAAGAUGAGUUUCAGCAUUACAUAAAAGAUAUUUACACUGAAAACUCAUCAAUUUUUCUAAAAAUGUUGGAAGAAAAAUAUAUGCUAAGUUCUUUCUUCAAGAACAUCCAUGAUUUUUUCUUCCUCAGUCAGGGGCACUUUGCAAGGCACUUCAUGAUAAGCAUGUACUCUGAAUACAGCAAAUCGGUGAAUGACGUGUCCCUCAAUCAUCUCAAUUCGCUGCUGGCUUCCGCGAUCGGUGAGAUGAUGACCAUGAAAUCCAGUGACAGGAUAUUCAACGAAGUCAUCGUCCAUUUAAACACCCCCACUGAGAAGGACACUGUCGCCGACGUUUUCACUCUCAAGUAUCAAAUGUCACCUCCAUUGAACCAAAUGUUUGAAACGUUCGAGAUAUCCUACAGAAAGAUUUUUAGGUUUUUAUGGAGCAAAAACCAUGUUUCUUACUUACUGAGUAAUUGUUGGAGGUCACUAAGGGGUUUGCUACGAACAAAAAAUCUCACUGAAGAUCUCUCAUACAAUCUGAAACGGGUGUACUUGUUCAACAACCAGCUAAUGCAAUUCACGUACCAACUCGACUUCUAUAUGAUUUAUGAGAUAGUCGACAGAUGGUGGCAAACGUUCAUGUUAUGCUACAAGGAGAGCAACGACAUUGAAGAGGUGUUGUGCUCGCAUGCAAAAAUGCUCUCAUCAAUUUUAACAGGCACAUUACAAAAGAAACACCAAGCUGAGGUCAGCAUCCAGCUGCGGCACAUUGUAAUCUUAAUAUCAGAAAUAGAAGAAUUAAUAACAAAUAUUUACUACUUCAUCAACAACCAAAAUUUUUCCUUUGAAGACUCCUCUUUAAUAUUUUCUGCCAAAGUUGAUGUUUUACUUAACACUGCUGAGACUGCUGUGAAUAAAUUCAGCUCUUUCCUCAAGAGUUGCAGGCACAUCCAUGGUUUAUUGGCAGUUUACGAAAGAAUUAAUUUUAAUGACUAUUACAAACGGGACAACGAUAAAACAGAAAAGCCACUCCCAAAGCCGACAAACGUGUAUACAAUAAAGGAAAGCACAAGUGGUUGAAAGAAAUCAAAAUGAUAAUAAAUUAUACAAAAAUGGAA